AUGCGCGAUCUUCGUAGACAGGCGCUCGAGAGCCACAAGACAGUUUCUCGCAAGGCGCGCUCACGCAUUGUCUCAACUGCGGCCUCCAAGUCCAACUCAGCGGCAGCGUCACCUGCUCAGUCGCGCGCAGCCAGCCGUACGCGGCCAGUCUCGGAUGACGACGAAGAAUAUCACAGCGAUGGUACUGCUAUGAGUACAAACUCGAUCGACGACGUGAUCAACGGCGAGGAUGUCGAUAUCCCAGAAGGGGCAUGGAAGGCUGAGCUCAAUACGCGCAUCGAGCAGAUCACCAAUCUCAAGCGCAGCAGCACCGAGGGUCGCGCAGAGAGCCUGAAUGCAUAUACGCAUAUCCUCAUGGCACGAUAUGCGAAAGACGAGAUCGAGGUGCAUAUCACACUUGGAGUGACUAUCCUCACACUGGACUCGGCUGAUAUCUACGACGAUAUCGCCGAUCAGCUCAAGCGAUCAAUACAAUCCUCUACAUCUGUUGAGGUCAAGGCCAAUGCGAUUUACACGCUUGGCCUCGCCGCUUCCUUCGCCGGGGCAGGUGACGACGAGAUUCUGGACAUUAUGAACUUUUUCCUAGAAAUCGUUGAAUCAGAUGGCGCAUCCGUAGAUGCGCAAGAUGAUAGUGAUGUAGUCAUCGCAGCUCUAGAGCAGUGGGGUCUCCUCGCUACCCAAAUCGAAGACUUGGAGGACGAGACGGAGGCUGCUGUCGAGGCGUUCGUCGAACAACUCGAGAGUGCAGACUCGGGAGUCCAAGUCGCCGCUGGCGAGAACAUUGCUCUCCUGUACGAGAAGUCUUAUACAGCAGUAGAAGCCGACGAUGAAGAGCCAUCAGACGCCGAUGAUUCUGACGAUCCCGAAGUCGUCAAAGAUGACAUACGCAUGGUCAAGCGCUACCAAGUGUACCGAAGGCAAGACCAACUUCUCCACACUCUCGACGGGCUCGCCAGCGUCUCUACGCGGCGCAUUUCGAAGAAGGACCGCAAGACGCUUCAUUCUUCGUUUGUCGAUGUCCGUAAUUCAGUCGAGCGACCGACACGUGGACCUGGCUAUUCUACCACAUUGGACAAAGAGACGGGCAAGGCUAAAGGCGCGGGCACUAUUGAAGUCAGAAUCAACAGCGGUGUCGUGGUCCGUAUCGACAAGUGGUGGAAGUUGCUUCGUAUGAAUGCCCUGAGGAGGACGCUUCAAGGUGGCUUCACAUAUCACUAUGAUCAGAAUGAGACGGUAUCAUCGGUUCUACCUUUCACAAUGUCUAGACGGGUCAAGACAACGAAAUAA
Plenodomus lingam JN3 is the source of this 1287-nucleotide messenger RNA. The record is from RefSeq and is a predicted model, not a curated record. Lineage: Eukaryota; Fungi; Ascomycota; Dothideomycetes; Pleosporales; Leptosphaeriaceae.